GACGGCUGCCGCGACGACAUGCGACCGUGCUAGCCCGCGCGCCCUUCAGCUUGAGGCAGGCUGUCCGUAGCGCCGCAGCAGAGAUGAUGAGCUGGGUGCACUCCACCUACGUGCCGCCGCCUCCGCCGGACGUCUACCAUGAGCUCUGUCCGGUCAGCAACAACCGCCAGAUGCGGAACAAGGCGGAGAAGCAGCGGAGGGACAAGUUGAACAGCUUGAUCACCGAGCUGGCGCACCUGGUGCCCAUGGUAGCGCAGUCGCCGCGCCGCAUGGACAAGACCUCCAUCCUGCGCCUCAGCGCCACCUUCCUGCGCAUGUACCGCUGCCUGCCGCUGAAGCCUGGCGAGAUCCACGAGCCCUUUCUGCCCUUCCUGGAAACGCUGAAGGUGUCGCAAGUACUGCUAGAUUUCCUGCAAGGCAUGGAGGGCUUCAUGCUGGUGGUGACGGGCGCGGGAAAGAUCGUCUUCGUCACGCACACCGUCGAGAAGCUGCUGGGCCACACCCAGAACGACCUGCUGGGACAGUCGCUGUACAACAUCACGCGGCCGGAGGACCACGAGGAGCUGCGGCGUAACAUCGAGACGGCUCCCAGCGACGGCCGCGCCUCUUCCGCCGCUUCCGGCUGCUCGCCAGCGCUGACGUCCGACGAGAGCAGCUGUGAGGACGGCGCGGCCGGCGGCUCGACGCCCAGCAGCUCGCCGUCGGCGUCGCGGCCCGGCACGUCGGCGUCCACGGCGUCGGUGGGCUCGUCCUGCGACGGCGGCCGCGCCGGCCUGGGCGGCCUCUUCGGCUCCGCGGGCGCCGCCGAGCACCACCGGCGCUCCUUCUACAUUCACCUGGCGCAACGCGCCGGCGGCCGCGCGGCCGGCUCUGGCGCCGCCACUGCGGGCGCCGGCGGAGGCGGCGGCGGCGGCGGGGGCGGCGCGGCCGGCCAGGGCGCCGAGCAGACCACGUACGAGCUGGUUCACUUCCUCGGCUACCUGCAGGUCCCGCGGUCCCACGAGCCGCCGCCCGCCACGCACCGCCCGCGCCGACACCGCGACACAGUUCCAAGUAGCAACAGUGACAAUGUCCUGGUUGCUGUCGUCCAACUGUUCCGGGAGAAAAAAGUCAUGGAGUUAUCUCUCCUGGAGGCAACACUGGAUGAGUACCAAACGAGGCAUCUAAAAGAUGGCAGUAUUGUGUAUUCAGAUCACAGAAUAUCUGUCGUGGCCGGAUAUCUGGCAGAUGAGGUUCAUGGCCGCAAUGCAUUCACAUUCAUGCAUCAGGAUGACAUGGCAUAUGCCUUAAUAGCCCUUCAGCAGAUGUUUGACAAGAAUGAGCCCUUUGGCAGUUCCACUUACAGGCUCGUUACAAAAAAUGGGCAAUACAUUUAUAUGAGAACAAGAGGCUAUUUAGAGUUUGCCCAUGGAUCAAAAGAUGUGGAGACAUUUUUGUGCAUUAACACACUUCUGUCGAAAGAAGAAGGUGAAGAUGGGCUGCGGGAGAUGAAGCAGCGCUUCUCUGCUUAUGUCUCUGCACUGAGAGCUGCUGGAGCCGACUUGUCCUUGGCUGGCAUUGCUGCUGCUAUGAGUGCUGCACCGCCCCCACCCCGCAUGGUGAAAGGUUCCGAGCUUCCCAAACUGCCACCCCCACCCCCACCACCAUCUUUACAACCGUCAUCACCAUCACCACUGCCACCACCACGACCACCACCGCUACCACAACCACCUGCAGCAAUCACGUCAUUGUCAUCGCCUGAGAUUAUGACUAAUUCAACUCUCUGUGAAGUGUCUCCGCCCUUCACAGCAAUGGUGACGGAGAGUACAGCUAGCUCAGAGCAGAGUGCAGAUGUCUUUAGCAAUGUUUCACGCUCAGAAGCUGCAGCAAGCAAAUACAGAAACCAAGCACCAACAGCAGCUUCCAGAUCACCUACAGUGGAUCCAUAUCUUCCAGCAGCAAGACCUCGUGCAGUUUCUGAAGGAGAUGACACUACUGGAUUCAAUUUACAGAAUUUUGUAAAUCUCUUCAAGGUGCCUGAAGAGGAAGAAAAUAGUGUUGAAGUUCAGCUGUCACCUCUUGCCAAUAGUACUGGCAUUACCACAGACUUAGAAGAAAAAGAACGGCUCAGAAAUCCACUUUCUCCUUCAUCACCUCCAUCGAGGCACCCAUACACCGCUGCCCAGAGGAUUAGGGCAGCAUCAGAAAGUGAACUACAGACUGCCAAUAGUGGAUCGACCUUUAUUCAGUCAGAUCCUGCGAGCAGAGGGGGCAACUGGCAGUUUCCGAGGCCCGGAGACAUGCCUCAUUCGGGAACUACGGAGAGAAGGCCCCCAGAAAGACCGACGGUUAUUACCGGACGGUGCUGUGCUGGAUCUGAGAGGAUGAAGUGCAGUAGAUUGUCAGUUAUGUCAGUCACAGGAGAUGAGAAGAGGAUUACCAGUGUGCGUGGUGAAGUUACUGUGUUAAAAAGGACUAUGAGUGCAGAUGUAGAAAAUCCGAGCACUACAAAGAAACUGAAUGUUGGACCCCGGUACUGUAGGCAGCGGCACAGAGUUGAGCAUCCUCCUACGGAAGCUCUGAGUGUGGAAGUAAAUACACUUCCACCCGAUGAACUGCAGCAUAUAAUAUUGUCGAGGGACAGUGGCAUGUAUAAUUCACAGCCGACAGUUCUCGUAUCACAGCACAGCCUGUUUCGGACAUCACAGCCAGCACUUCAGACUGUGACACAAAAUGUGCCUGCAUCUUCUUUGAGCCCCCCUCAACUAGCCGAAAUGCAGAGCACGUCUGUUACACCACCAUCGUUUAUUAUGGAAGAACCUAGUGGCCUGCCUCUUGUGAACUUAAGUGAUGCCAACACAUUGUCAGUUGGUUGCCAGGAUUCUCUUAUCAGCCCUGAUCAUGGAGACAGUGACUCAUUUUCAUCUCUAGGAUUACCUGAUCCAGAGAAUAACCCAGAGGUCUUAGACCUGUUAGAAGCAUCUGAACUGAAGCUAAAUUUUGACACAUUGCAAGAGGUGCGCAGUAGCAACGAACCAGAAGCACCUUCCGGACCGGAGACUGCAGUCACUCUGGAGCGCUUUCUGGCACGCAAACACCUACAACUCGAGUCGUGCAUGCAGCGACAGGAAACACAGAUGCACUGCAUCGAGCACGACCUGACUCAGCUCCCAUUGGCAGACCAUGUGUUCCGCUCAAACCUCACACAACUGCAGGCAAGUGGCCCGAUACAUGCCAGGAAGGAAGAGAGACAAGCUUCAAAAUUACACAUUCCUGUCCUCACACCUAUAUUUAUGAGGAACAACAUAAGAAGCACCAGAUACUGCUGAACAACCUCAAAGAAGACCGUUAUAAUAUACAUAGUAAUAAAAUCAAAAUUUGUAAUGUUAAGCAAGAUAUUGGUGUGUGAAGCAUAAUAGAUAUCACAAACCACACUGGAAUCAUGGGUGGAUGGUGAAAUUUGUGAAUUUUUUUAUGCAUACAUCAGAGUAAAUAAUAGUUUAUACACAGUUUAUGAUUUUAGGGAAGUGAUUCUAAACACUCAGGGAUUUCUGUGUAGUUAAGAAGGAAAGUUUGGUUGAUAUUGGCCAGUUUUUGCAACAUUGUUUUGUAGGCAACAUGUAUGACAAUUGAACAUAUAAAAACUUAUAACUUUAAAUUCUGUACAGCCUUAAAUUCAAACAUGAGCUGGAUUCAUCAUGAUAAUGCAGAUACUUUGAAAAAUGAAACUCCAUGUUCUGGAAAUGCAUAAAUGAGGUACAUACGUUUCAAAAUUUUAGUAAGCAUUACAUGCCAUGAUAUUUUUAUUAGGGGAACACAUCUGGGGCCACAAAUUUGAUUAUUGCUUCCUCUUUCUACUAUUUUUCGUCCCUGAGUAGGUAGUACAUUGACUUCAUUUUUAUAGAAAAGGCUAAAAUGUUUACAAAAAGUAUCAGCUCAGUAUUUUUGAAGUAAGUGGGCUUUGUAAUCCCACAUUGACUGCAUACCUGACUGACACUGAACAUUUAUUAAAAUGAGUUGACUUAAUAUACAUACAAUGGAUAUGAGUAACUGUUAUAGUUUGUUAGUAACAACCUAACCCAAAAAGGAGAAAAGAGAAAUAACAUUAUAUCAUUAUAUAUCUGCUCAAUGUCAUUACUUACUAUAUAGCACAGCUUAUCUCCUCUAUCUUUGCAAGAGGAAAGAACUGGUGCAAAAGACUUUGCAUUUUUAUGUUAUUUUUGUAGUAUGGAAUUUUGUACUUUGCAUAAGUGUUUUAGUUUUGGGAAUUACCUUUUUACUCUCAUGUAUGCAUUAGAAUGAAACAUCUUUGUACCUGACUUGAAUUUUCUCAUACAUUGUAGACUGUUAAAAGCGAACUGAAAUUUUUGGUGUUAUUUCACCAACCAUCCGACUGAAUAUUUCAUAUAUAAAUUAAGACAGCACUAUGCGCAAUAUAUUCCACAAUUUAUAUAUUUCGAUACACAUGUUUAGAACCAUUCAGUCUGUCCAUAUAAUCAUCAGAUCUCAAUUUGAAGAACUCACUUAAAACCAUGUUCCUGUCAUGUUUCCCUUGUUACUGUCCUGAGGAAAAUUCUUUUAGCAUUGUGCACUGAGGUACUGAGUUUUAUGUUAUACCCGAUGACAUGUAAAUGAUAUAUUUGUUAAAAAUAAUUUGUGUAUCAUUGAGAGAAUCAACUAGUCAGUGUGUAAGUACUUUGUAAUGCAGAAACAGAAAAGUCAAUGAAGUGCCUUCUGAUUGCAGAAGAAUAGUUUUAGUAUGUAUGACUUUGUUUUCCACCCAGAAACUCCAGCUUUGCUGUUCAUCAUACAGUCAGUACUAUACCACCAUGGAAACUUCAGUGCCCCUACCUUGCUUAAUGAAGAUCAACUCCUCAGAGAUUACCAGCAAGAUCCUAUAGUGUGUGUGCCAAGUUAAGAAAAACUGAUCAGUGUUGUUUAGUGGUCCUACCUGCAAGUUAAGUACAAUGACUUCACACAUAAAUAUCCCAGACUUGAGUUGUGUACCUCCUGUCCUAAGUGACUAAAAAGACUGUGGUAGUGAAGUGUGAGUGAGUGAAAUUGUUUUAAUUGCACUGGAAACAUUUUAUUUAAAGGGCAAUGAAUAUACUAACUGCUCAAUAUGAUCGACAUAGACUGAUUUCAAAAAGACUGAAAAUGAUAAUAUUUAACACAGCAGCAAAUGUAUAGUGAGCUUUUUGCUCUGUGUAUUCAAAAAGUUGCAUUUGAUUUGGUUGGAGUCAGAGGCUAGUGGUUAAUUUACUGUUUAAGAGAUUUUUACAAGAGAACUUUUAUACAAUGGAGAUUAUAGUACAUCGUAUAAUACCUCACUGUGCAAUACAUUAAAGUGAUGCUUGUGAAAAGGAAGCAGUAAGUUUCAUUCUUGUCUUUUAUGUCAGCUGUUAUGCUGCUUUAUACACGUGUUCUUUUUGUAUAACUGAAACUGCCUAAAUUUGAUAGUAGUUGUACGACUGACAUAGCAUCAGACAAUUCUUGUAAUGUAACUCACGGCCUUGCCUCAUCCCGUGUCAGUGCUUUGUGUUCUUGGACAUUCACCUUGUUGAUUAUUCACAAGCUGUUGAUAAUAAAUUCUGGAUUAUAAUAAUUUGUGUCUGAAAAGAUCUAUCCUUCAUAAUGGAAUUGUAGUUGUCUAUAUGAAUAUCUAAAAUUUGUAAUGAUUGUUUGCUGAUUUACCUAACGAAAAUGAACAAAGGACAACAGUUAUGGGUGCAUUUAGUUGUUUUAUGCACUUACCCCUAACUACAGAUGUAAUAGCUCUCAAAUGGCACAUAAACAUACAGCUGUAAAGUUUUUUGGACCAUUGCAUGACUGUGUGGGUGAACGUACUAAGGGCAAUUGUAAUUAAAACACGAAAAAUAACUUUCUUGUUGUACAUUGUAAGUAAUCAUAUUGUCUCAAAUUUUGACUGGAAGUUAUUUUCACAUUCAUGUCAUGUGGAUUAUGUAAAUUGUAGUGUCAAGAUAUAAUUUAGAAAUUUGAUUUUUAUGUUUCUCUGUAUUCAGAAAUUGCAAAAAUAUGAUUAUUUAAUGUACAGGAAUAUUUAAAAAUUUAAAUUUGCUAUUUGUCGUGGGUAAAUUGACUGUGUGCCUUCCAGUAAAUGUUCAAUUAUUUUCAAAUGACUCAGUGCUUGGAUGAUUAAAUAGUAUUUACUCAUCUUGAAAAAUCAUAAACAGAGGAAUAAUUGUAUGAGAGAGACUUUGUGAAUCCUUUUUGUUUUAUUGUUGAGAGUGAGUAAUGAUAUGUAAUUGUAAUGUGACAUUUUUCUAGUAUAUUAAAGCUUCUGACUCCUAGCCACAAAAUCAAAUUGCUUUGUUAAAUGGAAAAAAUCAUUAAUAUUAAGACUGUUAUAAUUACUGUUAAAAAGUCUGAAUAAUAAAUAAAAUUUUAUACCAUUGACCAUCA
Messenger RNA from Schistocerca americana (American grasshopper), 6402 nucleotides. RefSeq lists its product as uncharacterized. Gene Ontology annotation, biological process: regulation of transcription by RNA polymerase II. The transcript has 13 exons. NCBI's taxonomy places the organism in Eukaryota, Metazoa, Arthropoda, Insecta, Orthoptera, Acrididae. The record is from RefSeq and is a predicted model, not a curated record. Bases 84 to 3308 code for a protein of 1074 amino acids. Gene Ontology annotation, cellular component: nucleus; aryl hydrocarbon receptor complex; cytoplasm. Gene Ontology annotation, molecular function: protein dimerization activity; DNA-binding transcription factor activity, RNA polymerase II-specific; RNA polymerase II cis-regulatory region sequence-specific DNA binding.